This is a messenger RNA of Dovyalis caffra, 1650 nucleotides long. Lineage: Eukaryota; Viridiplantae; Streptophyta; Magnoliopsida; Malpighiales; Salicaceae. The record is from the annotation of a GenBank genome assembly.
AUGAAGAAACCAAAGCACAAAAAGAUCAAAGAAACCCCAGAUUACAAUAUGGCCUCAUUACAAGCUUCAUGCGUUCUAGUCUCUUGUUCUUCUUAUAGAUGUGCGAAAAGAAUCAACGCUGCCAUUUCUGUCCCUAAACUUCAAAAAAAUCACUUAUCAGUUCCAAAAAAUCCAUUAAAACUAGCUGAGGAACUGAAUUUAAGGGAUGGUUUCCCAAGUACAAUCCCAUUAGAAAACACAAGAGUAGAUCAAUAUGAGCCAAUCAAUUCUACAACUGCUACUACAGCAACAGCCAAGGUUUAUGCAAUCUUAGAGGCUGUUGCAGAUAGGGUAGAGAUGCACAGAAACAUUGGCGAGCAACGCGACAAUUGGAACACUCUUCUUUUGAAUUCAAUUAACAUGAUCGCUCUCACAGCUGCAACUAUGGCUGGUGUUGCAGCAGGUGGUGCAGUAGGAGCACCUCUUUUGGCUUUGAAGUUAUCAUCAACUCUUUUAUUUUCUGCAGCUACCGGAAUGUUACUUAUCAUGAACAAAAUCCAGCCUUCGCAGCUUGCAGAAGAGCAAAGAAAUGCCACAAGAUUGUUCAAGCAACUUUAUAGCCAAAUACAAGCUACUCUUGCUCUUCGUGAUCCUACUGAGAUAGAUGUGAAGGAUGCUAUGGACAGAGUUUUGGCUCUUGAUAAAGCUUACCCUCUUCCCUUGUUAGGAAAAAUGAUCGAAAAGUUCCCUGAAAAAUUUGAGCCUGCUGUUUGGUGGCCUAAAUCAAAUGAGUCCCAAAGUAGAGAACAGCCUAAACAGGUGAAAACACAAGGAAAGAAUGGGUGGAGUGAGGAUCUUGAAGAGGAGAUGAGGGAGGUGAUUGAAGUAAUAAAGAGAAAAGACAGUGAAGAUUACAUGAGACUAGGGAACUUGGCAUUGAAGUUGAACAAGAUUUUAGCCGUCUCAGGUCCAUUACUCACUGGAAUUGCCGCUGCCGGGUCUGCCUUUGUAGGCCAUGGAUCAUGGCCGGCAAUAGCGGCAGUGACAGCAGGUGCAUUAGCUUGCAUAGUAAAUUCAUUUGAGCACGGUGCCCAAGUUGGUAUGGUGGUUGAAAUGUACAGAAACAGUGCUGGAUUCUUUACACUUUUGGAAGAAUCAAUGGAGUCUACAAUUCAAGAAAGGAAUUUGGAGAAAGGAGAAGAUGGGGAAAUGUUUGAAAUGAAGGUGGCCAUGAAGCUUGGAAGAAGCUUAUCACAGCUUAGAGAUCUUGCUAGAAAAUCCUCUACUUCUCACGUGGAUGGAAGCAACAUAGAUGAGUUUGCUAGCAAAAUCCAUGCAGCCAUUUCAGUCCCUAAACGUCCAAGAAUUCAUUUUUCAGUUCUAAACACUCCACAAAAAUUAGCUGAGGAAUUGAAUUUAAAAGAUGGGCUCACAAGUAUAAUCCCAUCACAAAACACAAAACCAGAUCAUCAAUAUGAAGCAAUUGAUUCUACCGCUACCAUAGCAACAAUGAAGCGUUAUGCAAUCUUAGAGGCUGUUGCAGAUAGGGUAGAGAUGCACAGAAACAUUGGAGAGCAACGCGACAAUUGGAACACUCUUCUUUUGAAUACAAUUAACAUGAUCACUCUCACAGCUGCAGCAUGGCAGAAGUCGCAGCAGGUGGUGCAGUAG